This is a messenger RNA of Plasmodium vivax (malaria parasite P. vivax), 1110 nucleotides long. RefSeq lists its product as hypothetical. The transcript is spliced from 2 exons. The coding region runs from base 1 to 1110 and encodes 369 amino acids. The record is from RefSeq and is a predicted model, not a curated record. NCBI's taxonomy places the organism in Eukaryota, Apicomplexa, Aconoidasida, Haemosporida, Plasmodiidae.
AUGAUUCAAAUUGAUUUUACAGAUACUAGAAAGAAAAAAGAAGAACAAGCAGAAGAAUGCUUAACUAAAUUGACUGCUGUUGUAGAUAGUAUUAAAGAGAAAGCCGAUGAAUUGGAUAAGACUAAUGAGGGAGGAGAAGAAUUUAUUAUUAAAUGUAAAGAUUUACAUAAUUAUCUAAAUAGUUAUUUUAAGGAAGACAAGGAAUGCCCUAAAGAAGAAUUCCCAAGUGUUUAUGGGAGUAUUGCGUCAGCAAUAAAGGUAGCAUUGAAAGAAUAUAAUAAUUACCUUAAGUGUCUUGAUAAAUUAGAAGAAAUUAAAAGAGAACAAAUUAAGUUAGAUCCUGAAACAGAUGAACUAUGUAAAGAAGUUGGGUAUUGCGGAAAUAAAAUAACAAAACCGGAAGAAGAAGUUUCGCUAAAAACAAAACAUGAUGGGGAACUUGAAGUAGAGAAAUUGGGAAAAAGUCAAGAACUGAAUAGUGCAUCUACUGGUGAACAGGAACAUGCAAGGGAAGCAGAUGAUUCAGAAUCUUCAAAAGAUUCUCAGCCUGCUAAUAGGGCAGAGCAACCUGCUUCUGGAGCAUUUAAGGAUAAACCUACUGCUCCUGAUUCUCUUGAAACUGAACGUGUUAAAAUUAGCGAUUUAUCACUCGCAGAUCAAAAUCGGGUUAAUGUAUCAGAAAGUGAUUCAACUAAAUCUUUACAAGAUAGUUCUGUCAACGACCCCGUUCCAUGCGAAAAACUGCAUGGAUGCGCAUUAGAAAAUAAUGAAGUUUCUGUUACAGGCCCCUCUGUUUCAGUUUCUUCUUCGUCUGAAUCGUGUACAACCAAAAGCCCACCCUGUCCGUUGAAUGGCGUUGCUUCAAAGCCUGGAGCUCAUCAAGCUACUGAUCAAGAUCGAAUGCAUAAUUCUAAUGGUCCCGCAUCUGCUAAUACUUCUUCUACUGUGUGCCAAGUACGGGACAUUCGUCAUUUAAUGCACAAAGGACAUGUCCUGAAGAAGAUUCAUCUUGUAGAGAAGGUGGACGUUCUCAACCAAAUGGAGUUCAUGAUAAUCAACUUAGAAGUGAACACGUUGAAGGGGGACAAACUCAUGCACAAGUACAAUUAA